Molecule: messenger RNA, 366 nt
Organism: Suncus etruscus (white-toothed pygmy shrew)
Lineage: Eukaryota; Metazoa; Chordata; Mammalia; Eulipotyphla; Soricidae
Gene: HMGA2
Product: high mobility group AT-hook 2
Exons: 4
Coding region: 1-366 (121 amino acids)
Biological process (GO): regulation of DNA-templated transcription
Cellular component (GO): chromatin; nucleus
Molecular function (GO): transcription coregulator activity; DNA binding
Source: RefSeq, a predicted model, not a curated record
AUGAGCGCACGCGGGGAAGGCGCCGGGCAGCCGUCCACUUCGGCGCAGGGACAACCUGCCACCCCGACGCCCCAGAAGAGAGGACGCGGUCGACCCAGGAAGCUGCCGCAAGAGCCAGCUGGUGAGCCUUCUCCUAAGCGACCCAGGGGGAGACCCAAAGGCAGCAAAAACAAGAGUCCCUCCAAAGCAGCUCAAAAGAAAGCAGAAGCCACUGGAGAAAAACGGCCAAGAGGCAGACCUAGGAAAUGGGUAGAAAAAUCUCCUCAUGAAUGCGAAACUGCUGUCAAGAAAGGAAUUUUCACAAGCUCCAAUGAUGAUGAUGGCUGUCCAAUUCAGUCCCCUGACAUAAAGAAUUUGAUACAUUAA